GGCUACCACCGAUUAUGGAGCCACAGAAGCUUUACUGCAAGUACGCCGUUGAGAAUAUUCUUAGCAGGGAUUGGAACACUAGGAUUCCAGGGGAGCAUCCGGUAACAUUACUCGCCAAUCAACUAUCGGAAAAAAAUCUGGGGAACCUUCCUGUACUUACUAAUGGCGGGGGCUUAGGUGGUGGGUAGUGAGGCAUCGCCUCCAUCACCGUUAUACAGAUACCGAAUCCGAUCCGUAUUCAGCAGCGAAUGGCCUCUUUUUCUCUCACGUCGGUUGGAUUUUUUACAAGACAAAAUAUCCCAAGCUUCCGUUAGUGCAAAAAGGAGACUUGGACAGCGAUCCGGUCGUAGUUCUUCAGCAUCGAUACUUUCUAGAGUUUGCCUUUCUGACCUGUCUAGCCUUACCCGCAGCCAUCGGUCAUUUUUGGUUAGGCGGUGCGUGGGAAGGGCUUCUGUAUGGGGGUAUAAUACCACGAGUAAUGAUCUGGCACUGCACGUAAGUUCUAGAAAGCGAGCUGUCUUGAGGUAUAGUUGAUCACUUAUGAAAACUAGAUUUCUGAUCAACUCAAUGGCGCAUUAUCUUGGUCAUCAGGAGUAUACAAUUGAGGUAACCGCAAGAGGAAACCUACUCUUGGCAAUGCUGACCCAAGGUAACACCAUUCUCGUUCAAUCUUGAUUUUCCAGUGUGUUGCAGGCUAUGUGGGAGUGGGUAUCUGAUUAUUGUGGAAUAGGAGAAGGGAAUCACAACUUUCACCACGCUUUCCCCUCAGACUAUCGAAACGGUUUCGAAUCUACGGACUGGGAUCCGACAAAGUGGAUUAUAACUUUCCUCUACAAGUUCACCUCUCUAAUUCCAUCCGUACAUACCACCCCCGAAAAACAAGUAGAGAGGGCGAGAAGCCGAGUCAUUGGCAGUGAUAACCGACAUGUGGAGAGAGACUUGGCACAGGUAGAUUUGAGCCAAGUACCGGCGCUUUAUGAGGGGAAGCCCGUUAUAGUUAUUCACGGGUUCCUCUAUGACGUGGGUGAUUUUGUUUCCAGGCAUCCUGGCGGUGCUGCCCUAAUGGAGAGAGGGUACGGGGGAAAGGAUCUAUCGGGACUAUUUGAAAAGCUCAAUAGGCAUUCUCUUCAAGCUAGAGAUCUGAUGAUGGACAUGGAAAUUGGACAGAUUAUUUCUUAA
Messenger RNA from Tuber aestivum (summer truffle), 1179 nucleotides. NCBI's taxonomy places the organism in Eukaryota, Fungi, Ascomycota, Pezizomycetes, Pezizales, Tuberaceae. The record is from the annotation of a GenBank genome assembly.